AUUCCAGGCUCUCCCCAAUUCUAAGCGAGACGGGGCACAAGAAGAGGAGAGCCUAAAACCCCAACCCCCCGAAUCGGAUCCCACCGCCGGAGCGCGGAACCCCGCCCCGGCCGUCAUGGAGAUGGGAGGGAUGAGCGAUGCGGAGCGGCUGUUCUUCUUCGAGAUGGCCUGCAAGAACUCCGAGGUCGCGUACGAGCAGAACCCCAACGACGCCGACAACCUGACGCGGUGGGGCGGCGCGCUGCUGGAGCUGUCGCAGGUGCGAACCGGCCCCGACAGCCUCAAGCUUCUUGAAGAUGCGGAAGCCAAACUGGAGGAGGCACUUCAAAUUGAUCCCAACAAGUCCGAUGCACUCUGGUGCUUGGGAAAUGCUCAGACCUCUCAUGGAUUCUUCACUCCAGACAAUGCACUCUGGUGGACACGGAACAUGGCUCUGUACCAUGUUCCUGAUUCUUUCAAGGCAAUCAAUGAUGAAGGCAUGCCCAUGUAUCAGAGGCCCUUCAUGAAGGGCAAGCUGUACAUCCACUUCUCGGUGGAGUUCCCGGACUCGUUGAGCCCGAAGCAGUGCAAGGCCCUGGAGGCUGUUCUCCCGCCCAAGCCAGUAUCAUAG
Molecule: messenger RNA, 610 nt
Organism: Zea mays
Lineage: Eukaryota; Viridiplantae; Streptophyta; Magnoliopsida; Poales; Poaceae
Product: probable mitochondrial import receptor subunit TOM20
Exons: 5
Coding region: 116-610 (164 amino acids)
Biological process (GO): protein insertion into mitochondrial outer membrane; protein folding
Cellular component (GO): mitochondrial outer membrane translocase complex
Source: RefSeq, a predicted model, not a curated record